AUUCGUCCAGAAAAUUCGAUCGUGGCACAGUCUCAUUCGUCGUGCAGUAUAGUUCAUCGAACAUUUCUACAGUGGCGCCGCCACCCGUACGUCAGUACGAACUCGCUGUAGUUCUGUGGUGGAGGUCACGUGAACCAACUUUUCCUUGGUUGGCAGACAUUUUCUUUCCGAGUUGACAUCGUCGUCGAUGAAAUGCGUCGUUUUCGUCGAGAUGUCUACUGCGCCCGUCGCGUCGAGAGAGAGUUUUGAUCGAGCAAGAGAGAUAACAUUGACGGAGAGCGUGAACGACCAAAGCAAAACGCAGCAGCAGUAGCAAGCAGGCAGCGAAUACAAGAAUCAGUCAGUAUAGUGAGAGCGAAUCCGUAGCCAGCUAAAAAGCGUAGAAGUAGCGCUCGUGCUGCCUGUGGAGUAUCAGCGACAAAAUUCAGAGCAGAGCACAGCAAGCAAGCAAGGCAAAAGCGUAUACCGUGUACAGCAGCAGCAGCAGGGCCCACCAUCAUCAUAGGAGAAGUGUGUGUUGUUCGCCUCAUCAAACAGCCGCCAUUUUGACUUCGUUCGCGAUUUGGUUGGUGGAAAGGUUUUUCGCUUGACCGUCGGAGGUAUUUUCGGCGUCCCGAAACCGUUCUGUCCCGGUCCGGACCGGCUUAAAUCGACGCGCAACAACAUUUCCGUUCGUUUGAGACCUGUUCCGGGUGUCGGUCCGGUAGUGAAAUUUGCCGAAAAAAGCGAUCGAAAUUUUGCUUCAUUUCUCAGUGCUGCAUAUACCGACGACGUUGUUCGAACAUCGAGCCUCUUUGGGACGGUCGAUCGUCGACGGGCCCAGGUGUAGAGGAAAAAUCGUCGGUAGACGGUGGCAAGCAGCACAAAAAUCGAGAAGACGAGAGAGUUGCGGCGCGUUCGACGGAAAAAAAGUCUGCUGCCCAACAGAGCAGCGCGCGGAGUAUUUUGUGUAGUAAGAAAUCGGAUUCGGGACACAGCAAGGUUCAACCAUUUUUUUUCGCUUGAACGCAAAGUGAGAGAUUGUUACUGUUUUUAGGUUGAAGAAAAAAUUAAACGAGAGGAUUAACUGGUGAAUAAAUGUAGUUCGAUGAAUGCUGGAACGGAACUAAGAAUUGAACUGUUUUGCUGUGCAAACUGGCAACAUGUGGCCAUUCGGUGUGUAUCCUCGUCGAAAAGCCACUAAGAAAAAAUAAUCGAACUCAGGCCUGCUCAUCCGUUGAAGGGACAGGAACAUGUGUGUUUACGUUUAUCCAGUACGAAGGUUUGGCUCAGCAAAAUCGUCAAACAAGUGCGGCGCCUGACAGCGGCCAGGCGGCAGCAGUAUAAACAAUUGCCCGCACCGCAGGUGACCGCAGCAAUAGCUCAAUAGUAACAAACAAAAAAAGUGUGUGAUUCGCCCAAAGUUUGAUAUUUACACGCAAAUUGUGACGUUUCGUUGUUUUGUUUAUAAAUCGCGAGUUCGGCUAUGUGUGCUGUCUCGCACAACCGCUGAGCGUUUGUGUUAUUUUCGCUCCGUCGUCGUCGUCGUGUGCCUACAAAAUGAAGCGUAAUUUUCUCGUUCCGAUGGCCCAGCGCCAUGAAAGCAGAGACAGCAAAGUAGUGUAAAAGUUCCGACACGGGGAAAACUGAACCGAAUAACCCUUCCGGAGUUCUUCUUGAGGAUCUUCCCAAAGGGAAAACCAGAGCGGCGCAGAAGCAGUGUCCGCAGACAAGUGGAAUCGUAAACAAUGGGUGAUCAUAUGGAUGAACCACCGCUGAAGCGAGCCAAGAUUCGGGAUGCAUCCGAAGUCAUCUCGACUGUCGACCAGAUGUUCGAUCUGGAGAGCCACCUCCCGGACGAGCUGAUGGGCGACAACACCUGGGUGGAUUCGCUGAGCGGUGGUAACAAGCCACCCGGUCCCGGUCCGGGACCACAGAUGAACGGUGGUGAUGACCCAGGUGGAACAUCGACCAUGGCCCAGCUAGCUCUACGCCAGCAACAACAGCAACAACAACAACAACAACAGCAACUGCAUCUGCAGCAACAACAGCAACAGCAGCAUCAACAACUUCAUCACCUAAUGCAGCAGCAGCAGGGCAACAAGAAUAUGGCCGGUCAACAAAUUUUAGGCAUGGGGCCGCUAGCCAACAAAAGUCCCAAUCUGCUACCGAUGAAUCAAAGUAUGGCGAAUAAUGUGGUGGUAGGUGGAAUGGGCGGUGGGGCAUUGCUCGGUAUGAACAGUAUUGCGCAGAGCAACGGAGGUGGAACGAUUAUUGGCAACAGUUUGGGUUUGAGUGGAGGAGUUAUGACCGGCGGUGGAAUUGUGAUAAAUAACAACAUGAAGCAAAGUGGUCCGAAUCCAGGACUGAUGCAUCAGAUACCAAACUCAAUGCAAAAUGGACCAUUGACUAAUCAAGGACGAAUAGGCAUGCCGGGACAACCUGGGCAGCACAUGGCCCGAGGACCCGGAGGCCACAUAAACCAAGGACUGCGUCAGUUGAUGCAGAAUCAUAACGUGAGUGGUAUGGCGAAUCAAAUGAACCAAAUCAGUGGUCCAGGUGGUCCGUUCGGAGGCUAUCAACAGCCGAACGUGAAUGUAAUGAAUGCAGGAGGUCUUGCACCGGUACGUGGAUCUCCGCCUACAAUCAAUCGAAUGCCAAACAUGGCCGGAGCGAGGAUGGGUAAUCCUCUUGGGGGCAAUUUAAUGCCCGGUGCAGGCAUGGGUAUGAAUGUAGUGAACGAAGGAGGUGUGGCCGCUCAAGCGCAGCCACCAACGCCUUCUCCUGCUCAACCGCAAUCUGGAAAUCCCACAGCUCAAAUUCGACCUCAAACGGCAGCACAGAAUCAACCAAUGAAUCAGAUGAAUUCUGCUGUUGGAGGUCCUGGAGCACCUGGGGGUCAACCGGGAGGUCCUCAACCGGGUCCAUCUCAGAGUGGUCCCGGUAAUCCCCUCCUGGCAGAUCCCGAGAAACGGAAACUUAUCCAACAACAACUAGUACUGCUUCUACACGCUCACAAAUGCCAACGAAGGGAAACGGAAAAUCCUAACAGCAACAAUUGCACGCUUGCACACUGUCGAACCAUGAAAGAUGUCCUCACGCAUAUGCAAUCCUGUCAGCUUGGGAAGAACUGUGGGAAAACUCAUUGUUCCUCUUCGCGACAGAUCAUCAAUCAUUGGAAGAACUGCCAACGACAGGACUGUCCGGUUUGUUUACCUCUCAAGGAUACCAACAAGUACAAGCAGAGUCAACAACAACCCGGACAGCAGCAACAACAACAACAACAGCAGCAACAGCAACAACAACAGCAGCAGCAGCAACAACAAAAUCAACAGAAUCAACUCAAAAAUCAACUACAGCAAGUUGUCGGUCAGGAUUCAGCCCAAUCUCAAUCCGGACCGUCCGGUCCGAAUCAGCAAGGUCAGCCAGGACAAAUUCCCGGUUCUUUCAAUCAACUUGGAUCCAACCAAAUCCAAUGUCCCUCCUCAACUGCACCAAAUCCACUGCCCGGUAAUGUUCAAAUGCAAUCGCAGGUUGGCCAGCCAGGAAUGUCCGGUCAGCAGCAGCAAGGUCCGGGAGGACCACAAAUGGUUGGAGGAAUGCGUAAUUUGCCACUGGGGGUAAACCAACCGCAAGGUGCCACGGUUCGAAUGAUGAUUCCUCCCAAUCAGAUGAUGGUAAACAAUGUCCUUCCGAAUGCCACCAGUGAUGCUUCCAGUGUUGGUCCCCAGGGACUGCCCGUUACCAGUCAAGCCCCGGGAGGAUCUAGCCAAAGUGUAUCCCAAAUGGCCGCUGCUCUCCAGCAGCAGCAACCCAAUGCUCAGUUACAACAGCAGCAACAGCAACAACAAAAUCAAUCUCAAACCAUCAUUCCAUUGCAAGGCAACGUCCUGUUCAAUCAGGAUGGCUCAGGACCCAUGUCACAGCAACAGCAGCAGCAGCAGCAAGCUGGUGGUGGACCGAACGGACCGGCACCGGGUCCAAGUGGAAAUUUUUCCGCAAACCAAAUGCUUGCAGCACCCGUCCAAGGCACCAAAGAUUGGCACCAUUCCGUUACCCCGGACCUCCGGAAUCAUCUCGUGCACAAGCUGGUACAGGCUAUCUUUCCAUCGCCCGAUCCUUCCACCAUGUUUGACAAGCGGAUGUACAAUCUGGUAGCGUACGCUAAAAAGGUUGAAGGUGACAUGUACGAAAUGGCAAACUCUCGAUCGGAAUACUAUCAUCUGUUGGCAGAGAAAAUCUACAAGAUUCAGAAAGAGCUCGAAGAGAAACGACAGAAGCGAAAAGAGCAGCAGAUGCAACAACAGCAACGGCAAGCUCAGGAACAACAACAGCUCCAGCAACCCGGUGCCAAUGCGCAGAUUCGGCCAAUGAAUCCGGGAAUGCUGGGAGGACCAAACAUGACUGCGAAGAAUGUCAUGCAAAUGCCACUCCAAGUCGGACCGAAUAUGUUAAAUCAAAACCAAAAUAUCAUGCAGCAGCAGAACCGUAUGCCUUUGAAUGCUGGCCAACAACAGCAACAGCAGUUCGUUUCGCAACCCGGACCAAGUCCCAACAGUAUGGUUCAGCAACAGCAAACCGUAUUACCCGGUGGCUUAUCUCCGUUCACGGCUCAACAACAGCAAGGUCUUAACAGUCAUCCACCGGGAAUGACCCCUCCUUCGUCGCAACAGAAUGCUGUUCAGUUUCUGAACGGCCCUUCCAUUGCGGACAGUUCACCCAGUGGUUUGCAACAGUUCAACGACAUUAUGAAGGCCAAAUAUAAUGCAGGACAGGCGGCGGCAGCAGCCGCACAGAAUAACGCCAGUAUGACGGGCAUGACUCAAACCGUGACACCAUCAAUUCCUUCACCGUUCGGCAGCAGCGGAGGGAAUUCAAUGCAACAGCAGAACCCUACCUUCAACGGUAGUCAAAUGAUGAACUGCACGAGCAACAGUCAACAACAGCAGCAGCAGCAGCAACAACAAAGAAAUAGUUUAGGACAAAUGCCUUCAACUCCCACCAGCGGUGGAGAUUUGCUCAACUCAUCAGGCAACAGUGUUCCCAUACCGUCACCAUCGCCUAGUUUGACACCAAACGGACCAGUUCCUCCUCCACCGGUCAGUACACCGAACACACCGAACGUAUCGGCGUUGCUGGCGAAUGCACCGGAACCAACUCCUCCUCCUACAAUUUCAUCGCCGAUUCCCAUUUCGACACCGCCUGCUUUAGCUGGUUUAAACACUACCAACAGUGCGAGCGGGAUGGGAGCAGUUACAGCCUCUAUGGCAUCAUCAAUCACCAGCACAGCCUCCAGUGGACCAAUCACCACAACUACUGCUUCGUCAGGAUGCACCACAAGCACAACUCCUACCGCUAACGGAACCGCCAUUUGCAACAGUAGUAGUAGCAGUAGUGGGGCCAGCAUAGUAUCUAGCAUGAGUCGUUCCACUUCGUCAUCAUUGAGUUCCCAGAUGGCAGCACUGGAGGCGGCCGCUCGUGAUCAAGACGAAGACUCGCAACCUGGCAUGACCAACGGGGCCAACAAUUCCGGCAGUGAAUCGAACGCCAAAGGAGGCAAGUUGGAAUUGAAACAGGAACAGGAUAUCAAAUCCGAGCCAGACACCAACCACAUGGACACCUCGGACAGUGUCAACAUCGGCGGCGGAAAAGGUAACAGCGAUAGCUGCCCUAGCAUCAAACAGGAGAUUAAGACUGAACCGAUGGACAUUGGCGAGGGAGGUGAAGGUGAUAAGAACAGCAAGCUGGACGUUAUCAAGUGCAAGGACGAACCGAUGUCACCUUCCUGCAUGUCGAGCGCAACCACGGUGAACGCGGUUGUCAAAAGUGAACCGAAAGUCUUUCCAGAACCAAUCAAGUCGGAUGCAGCUGACAGUAAGAAAAAGUGCACAUUCAAACCGGAAGAACUACGUGAAGCCCUGCUACCAACUUUGGAGAAACUGGUGGCACAAGAUCCGGAAUCGAUGCCAUUCCGUAUGCCGGUAGAUCCGACGACGCUGGGCAUUCCGGACUACUUUGAUAUUGUUCGGAAACCGAUGGAUCUCAGCACGGUACGCAAGAAGCUCGAUUCCGGACAGUACUCCGAUCCAUGGGAAUACGUGGAUGACGUAUGGUUGAUGUUCGACAAUGCGUGGCUGUACAAUCGGAAGACAUCCCGCGUCUACAGGUAUUGCACCAAGCUCUCGGAAGUGUUCGAACAGGAAAUCGAUCCGGUGAUGCAGUCGCUAGGUUACUGUUGUGGCCGAAAGUACACCUUCAAUCCCCAGGUGUUGUGUUGCUACGGCAAGCAACUCUGUACGAUUCCACGGGAUGCCAAAUAUUACAGCUACCAAAACCGCUCUUUUGGACCACUAUCUACCAGAUACACCUACUGUCAGAAGUGCUUCAACGACAUUCCCGGUGACAUGGUCACGCUGGGCGAUGAUCCGAUGCAGACUCAAACUCAAAUCAAAAAAGAUCAGUUCAAAGAGAUGAAGAACGACCACCUGGAGCUGGAGCCGUUCGUUGAUUGUUUGGACUGUGGUCGGAAGCAGCACCAGAUUUGCGUGCUCUAUUUGGAGUCUAUCUGGCCGGGUGGAUUCGUUUGUGAUAACUGUCUGAAGAAGAAGGGUGCCAAGCGGAAAGAGAAUAAGUUCAAUGCCAAACGGUUACCCACCUCCAAACUCGGUACGUACAUCGAAACAAGGGUGAACAAUUUCCUGAAGAAAAAAGAGGCUGGCGCCGGAGAGGUGCAUAUUAGAGUCGUAUCCAGUUCGGACAAAAUGGUGGAAGUAAAGCCGGGUAUGCGUAGUCGGUUUGUGGAAAACGGGGAAAUGCUGCCGGAGUUCCCGUACCGAGCGAAAGCCCUAUUCGCGUUCGAGGAAGUGGACGGCAUCGAUGUGUGCUUCUUCGGUAUGCAUGUCCAGGAGUACGGCUCCGAAUGUGCGGCCCCAAAUACCAGGCGAGUUUACAUCGCCUAUCUGGAUUCGGUACAUUUCUUCCGGCCACGGCAGUACCGUACCUCAGUGUACCACGAGAUUCUGCUCGGCUACAUGGAUUAUGCCAAACAGCUGGGCUAUACGAUGGCACACAUUUGGGCCUGCCCGCCGUCCGAAGGCGAUGACUACAUUUUCCACUGCCAUCCGCCCGAGCAGCGCAUUCCGAAACCGAAACGGCUGCAAGAGUGGUACAAGAAGAUGCUCGACAAGGGUAUGGUUGAACGAACCAUUCAGGACUACAAGGACAUCCUGAAGCAGGCGAUGGAGGACAAGUUGCAAUCGGCUUCGGAGUUGCCCUAUUUCGAGGGUGACUUUUGGCCAAACGUGCUGGAAGAGAGUAUCAAAGAACUCGACCAGGAGGAGGAGGAAAAACGAAAGCAAGCCGAACGGGAAGAGGCGGCAGCUAAUGCGAUCAUGUCAAUGAACGACGAUAGCGACACCGGUGUCGAUGGGAAGAAGAAAGGCGGCCAAAAGAAGGCGAAGAAGUCAAACAAAUCCAAGGCGGCCCAACGAAAGAACAACAAGAAGUCCAACGAACAGAUCGGAAACGAUCUGAGCGCAAAGAUCUUCGCCACCAUGGAAAAACACAAGGAAGUAUUCUUUGUCAUCCGGUUACAUUCGGCUCAGUCGGCAGCUAGCUUAGCGCCCAUCCAAGAUCCCGAUCCUCUCAUCAACUGUGAUCUGAUGGAUGGUCGCGACGCAUUUCUGACGAUGGCACGAGACAAGCACUUUGAAUUCUCGUCGCUUCGUAGAGCCCAGUUCAGUUCGCUUUGCAUGCUGUACGAACUUCACAACCAGGGCCAGGAUAAAUUCGUCUACACUUGUAACAACUGCAAGAACCACGUGGAAACACGUUACCAUUGUACCGUUUGCGAUGAUUUCGAUCUGUGCAUCCAGUGCAAGGAGAAGGUUGGCCACCCACACAAAAUGGACAAACUGGGCUUCGAUUUGGACGACGGUUCGUCACCGACCGACAUCAAACAAACGAACCCACAGGAAGCACGCAAACAAUCCAUUCAACGGUGCAUCCAAUCGCUGGUGCACGCGUGUCAGUGUCGCGAUGCCAACUGCCGGCUACCGAGCUGUCAGAAGAUGAAACGGGUGGUGCAACAUACGAAGCACUGCAAACGGAAGACGCACGGUGGUUGUCCGAUUUGCAAACAGCUCAUUGCGUUAUGUUGCUACCACGCCAAGCACUGCCAGGAGGCUAAAUGUUUGGUACCAUUCUGUCCGAACAUCAAGCACAAGUUGAAGCAACAGCAGCUACAGCAAAGGCUACAACAGCAGCAACUGUUACGAAGACGUAUGGCCGUAAUGAACACAACCCGUGUCGGAGCACCAUCGUUGCCAAGCGUGCCAAGUAGUGCUGGACCGUCGGUUGCCGCCGGUGGUUUAAGCCCCGGACCUGGUAACAUGGGUGCUUCUGGUGGCAGCGUUGUCGGUGGAAUGGGCCCGACGGGAUUGGGUGGACCCGGUUCGGUUACGGGAGCCGCUGGUGCUGGCGCUGGCGGUGGUAUGAUAGGACCAGGUGGUGCCGGUGUUCUCGGGGCACCCGGUGGUAUGAGUCCUUCGGCAGCACCUAGCCCGGUGUCGCAAAUCGGCGGUAUGGGUAGUCCGCAUCCGCCAGGCUUAGGACUGAAACCCGAAGCGCAACCUCCACCGCCUAACGUUAUGCAAGCGUUGAAACAGGUUCAGGAGGAAGCUGCGCGUCAGCAGGCUCCGCAUGCCAGUUUCGGUAAAGUGAAUCCAGGUGGUGGUCCAAUGCCGCCGCCCGUUAUGCAACGUGCUAUGGCCGGUGCAGGACACAUGGGUGGUGUUGGUGGUGUCGCGGGAGUAGCUGGAAUGGGUGGUCCCAAUCAACAGCAACCGGGUGGUGUAGGAGUUCCAAUGGGUGCCGGUGGUCCCGUAGGUGGUGCCGGGCAGAAUGUUAUGGCCCAAAUAGAUCAAUGGGGAAACCCACGUUACCCGAAUACCGGUGGACAGCAAAAUCCACAAGUCAUGCGACCGAACCUGCCGGGUAUGAUGCCGCAAGGACAACAGCAACCACAACAACCAAAUCCUAUGCAAGGGGGAAUGAUGGGUGCCGGUGUCGGUAGCCAACAGAUGAUGGCAGGAAUGCGGCCCGGACCGGGAGGCGUAUGUAUUCAAGGCCCCGGUGGUAUGGUCGGUAAUCCACAGCAGGUCGGUCAACAGCAAGGGCAACCUUCACAGGGUCUUCCGACCAACCAACCGAAAGCGGCGAUUGCCCAGCUGAUGGCAACACUGAAGAAUCCUCAGGCGGGUCCGGAGCAACAGCAGCAGCUACUGUCGAUACUGAAGGCGAACCCGCAGCUGAUGGCUGCAUUUAUCAAACAGCGACAGCAAAUGGCUCAGAACCAACAAAACCAGAACCAAGGCGGAAUGAGUCAACAGCAGCAGCAACAACAACAGCAACAGCAGCAACAACAGUCGCACAAUGUGAUGCAACACGCCGGCGCCGGUGGUGUCCAGGGACAACAGCAAGGUCCAGGACAAAUACCUGGUGGCAUGUCGUACAAUCCGGCUGCUGCCGGUGGUCCAAUGGCACCGAAUCGGCUUCAAGGAAGCGUACAAGGGAUGGCCGGAGGUGGUAAACCAGGAGGCAACCCACAGAUGCAGUUACCGAUUCAACAACAGAUGUGGUACAAACAACAGCAGCAGCAACAACAACAACAGCAACAGCAGAUGAUGCUUCAGCGACAGCUGGCAAUGACUGGAGGAAAUAUGCAGCCAGCACCACCUUACCAACAACGGCCACGGCCUCAACAGCAGAUGGGCGUCGGCGGUUAUGGACAAGGUGGAAUGUUCCCCGAUCAGCAGCAAUAUAUGCAGCAAGGAUUGAAACCGAACCCACAGCAAGGAGCCGGAGUAGGAGUGAACGUGCUUUCACAGCAGUUACAACAGGGUCCCGGAGGACAGCCAGGUGGUGUGAUGGGUCCUCCAACGCCCCAACAUUCGAUGCAACAGCAGCUGAUGCAAACCGUUCGAUCGCCUCCUCCGAUUCGAUCUCCACAACCGCAACCUUCUCCACGAGCAGUUCCUUCACCGCGGGCACAACCGUCAGCGUCGCCCCGGGCACAACCAUCGCCGCACCAUUUGCCUUCCCACUCACCGGCACCAUCCGGACCCGGUGGUGAAAUGCACAACCAUAUGCAUCCACAUCAAUCUCCUGUCGGCGUCGGUGGUGGACCCGGAGGCGUCGGGGGCCCCGGCGAUCCCAAUCAAAUGGGCGGUGGUGGUGGCGGUGGUCCCAACGAUACCAGUCCACUGACCGCUCAGGAUCAACUCACCAAAUUCGUCGAGCAAUUGUAGUAGUAUCAUGUAUACUAGGGACACCCCUGCUAACUCUGUGAGACUCAAAAUAAUGAAUGGAGAACCAAGCCUUAUCACUCAUCUAUAUAAUACCAGGUAGGAAACAAUCAAUAUUGACCGAGCGAGAACCAAAUUAGGAUUGAAACCGCGACAACCCGCGAUGUAAAUAGCGAAGAUACGUUGUAAAUAAGCGCCCCGGUGUCCAUUGUUCAUAGAUUUAGCGAACAGGUGAAAAACAUGUUGUUUAUUUUAGUGACGAGCGCACGUUUCGUAGCACACUCGGAAAACGAAAAAGGAAAUCAUUUCGUUUUCCUUCAGUUUGCCUUUUUAGCUACCCACUGUCGUACGUUUGUUUUUCUUCUCCUGCGGCACUUUACGUGUGCGUGUGUGCGUGUUGAUGUGCUAAGCUUAUGGCGGUCCCAUUUUGGACCAUGAAGUAAGUAAUAGUAGACACAGUUCACCUCAAGUAUUUAUGGGUCACACACAACAACAACAGCAGCAGCAGCAGCAGCGAACAGAGCGAACGGCAUUGCGAAUUCAAACAUGCAAAAUGCAGUACUAGUUUUAAGAAAAGGACAUUAUGUAAAAAUGAUAACACAAAAAAAACCAUAACUAAAGGCUAAUGUGUAAGUUUGGACUAUUACUAUUAUUGAUUGUAGUAUAAAAUACGGUCGGGAACGGAGUGUAUCUCAAUCCCGGCGCCUCCGAAAAUAUAGGCACUUAUAAUUGGAUAGGAUCGCAUCUUUUAGUUAGGGAUCUGAAUGUAAAGCAAACCGAUGAUGUUUCGAUUUGUGUUAGCGAAAAGAAGCAAAAAAGUGAUUCUUUAUGAAAGAAGAAGUAGACGGAAGAGAAGAGUGACAUCAUCAGCGGAUUGAUAAUGUGAAUAGGUAGGACAAAUAAACCAUGAAAGUAACACUCAUAAUGGUAGUUGAACACAUACACAACAAGAAGAAACAAAGAAAAAAAAAAACAAAAAUCAAUUGCGAAGUACUAUUUCCUUAAGCAAGUAAAAAAAAAGCAACAAAAAAAAAUACGUUAACAUAGUGGUGUACCUAUUUAGUAAAACAAAACUAGUAUUGAUUUUAUAUAAAAAAAAUGAAAGACGAAAAACAUUUUCUGUUAAGUUUAGAUUAUUUUUCUUAUGUUACAGAACACUUGAAAAAAAAACAAACCGAUGCAUUUCCGUUCAAAGAUAUUUAUUUUUUCUCCACAUUGGAAGUAAUAUUGUGGUUGUUUUAUGUUACGGCGUGCUUGUGCAAAUAUUCGUGUUCUAGUGUAGGCUCUACGAGAAGCCGAGAAAUCUGUGCAGCGGAAAGAAGAUUGACAAACUGUUGUUGUUUGGAGAAAAAUUUUCUGGAUGAAAUUAUCAUCGAUUGGUGCUCGAAACGUGUAUGGUUUCGUACCUUUCGAAGGUUGUUCUAAAGCAUGAAUCUUCAAACGGGACGGGAGAGAGUGUGCAACCGAAAGGAAAGUCAUUUCACUAAAGGAAUCAUUUUGCCGGAAGAGAAAAUUUAAACGGAACGAAUUUUUCAACAGGAAAUGUCGUGCACAGGGCAUAAUUAUCACUUAAUUUUCAAAUAUGAUAACGACCGUAAAUGAAAUCCAAUAUUACUUUCGAGUCUGGUGAUAUCGUCAAUAAGAACGAUUGACUUACAGCCCGACUCUACUACUGUUGAUAGUGUUUUUUAUGAUUUUCAGACGAGAAACGUUGAUAUAUUUCUUUUGAUAAUUAUCAAAACGGGGAUACCUCGUUUGGAAUAAUCUCAUUUGACAUAAUGGUUUUUUGGCAUAACGAUCACUUGGUAUAAAAGAAAGUCUUUGAUACAGCUAAAAUCAUGCAUGUCAGUAAUAGUAAUCAGUUAGUACGCGUCUGGGAAACCCAUUUGAAAUUAUUUUGACUGUACCAAUAAUCGUGUUCUAGCCUCAGUAUUCUUAAUCACGUUCAGAUUUGUUCCAACACAUCGUAAGGAAUUUUAUUCGAAAACGACCUUAGCAUAUCAAAUGUUCUUGAGAUAUGUUUUUGAUUAAACUAAAAUUUCUUAGUGAGCAUAAUACUCAGUUCUAAUGGAAGCUACCUUCGAACAUGUCUUGAAUGUAGUCUCGUACACUGAGGUCUCUUAUUACGCGGGAGAUACGUACUGAGUAAAAAAAGCCGCGUAACUUCGGAAAUACGCGUAAAAAACGUUGCGUCACUUUUGGAAAUCCGCGUAAAAAACGUUGCGUAACUUCGGAAAUACGCGUAAAAUGUAAUCUGAAAAACAAUUUUUUUUUAUAUCAACUCUGGAACUUGAAAAAUUUUUAAGAUUUCCGAAAUCGAGCAUUUUUUUAUGCCAACUUUUUUAGAAAUGCAUGAAACUUUAAAAUAUGGUGCAAUUUCCAAGAAAAAUUUUAGGAAAAAAUACGACUUUGGACUUAGAGAAUUUAAGACCACGUAACUUCGGAAAUCCGCGUAAAAAACGUUGCGUAACUUCGGAAAUCCGCGUAAAAAACCGCAAAACUGAAAAAUAUUUUUUGAUGCCUGUUUUAAAAAUCCAUGAACGUCCAGAUCUGGUAUAAUCUGCAAAACAUUUUUUUUAUAUCAACUCUGGAACUUGAAAAAAUUUUGAGAUUUCCGAAAUCGAGCAUGUUUUUAUGCCAACUUUUUUAGAAAUGCAUGAAACUCUGAGAUAUGGUGCAAUUUCAAAGAAAAAUUAUAGGAAAAAAUACGACUUAGAGAAUUUAAGACCACGUAACUUCAGAAAUCCACGUAGAAAAACCCGCAAAAUUGAAGAAAUUUAUUUUUUGAUGCCAGAUGGCUUAGAAAUGCAUAAAACGUUCAGACCUGGUGUAACCUAUGAAAAAAAAUUCGAGAAAAAUCGACUUAGGAAAUUUUGAGUUAGGAACUUUUUUUUUUUAAUUUCCGAAAUCGAAAUUUUACUUUGAUGCCAAAUUUUAUAAAAAUUGUGUUAUGUAAAUUUUGAUGCCAAAUAUCUUAAAAAACCCAUGAAACGUACAGAUCUGUUGUAAUCUGAAAAAAAAAAUUUUGUUUUUCAGAAUCGACUUUGGAACUGAAAAAAUUCUGAGAUAUCCAAAAUCGAACAUUUUUCUUGCCAAAUGUUUUAGAAAUGCAUGAAACGUUGAGAUAUUCAGCCCUAUUCUGUACGUCGAUCGAUUCGAAAUAUUCCGAUCGAAUGUGCAAUUUCCAUUCUGCAUUCCGUUCGAGUUGGGUGUGAACUCGAAUAUCAUUCGAUCGAGUUGUUCAAUUUUCGAACAUUACUCGAUCGACGUGCAUACGUAUUACUUAUGUUCGGCUUAGAAUCGUUUCUAAUUUGUUUGUUAUACAAGUGUGACGGUUUCGUUCACAAAGGAACUAAUAAUAUAAAUAAUAUAGAACGUGUAAGUAGUGUUAACAGCUUUGAUGUUUAGUGUUCGAAAUUUCAAGUGUUCCCGAACGAGAGUCCAUCGAAUCAUACAAGUCGAACGGAAUGAAGAAUGCAAAAUUCGAACUCGAACGAAAGUGUAGAUUCGUUCGUAUCACAAAUCCGUCGGAUUGCAGAAUCGGGGUGAUUGUGUAAUCUCAAAGAGAAUUUUUUGGAAAAAAUACGACUUUGGAAUUUAAGACCGCGUGCGCAACUUCGGAAAAAAAAUGCAUGAAACGUCCAGAUCUGGUGUAAUUAAAAAAAAAUUGAAAAAAUCGACCUUGAAACUUAAUUUUUUUUUGAAAUUUCCGAAAUCGAACAUUUUUUUAUGCCAAUUUUUUUAGAAAUGCUUGAAACUUUCAGAUAUGGUGUAAUUUCAAAGAAAAAUUUUAGGAAAAAAUACGACUUUGGACACGGAAAUCCGCGUAGAAAAAACCACAAAAUUUAAGAAAUUUAUUUUUCGAUGCCAAAUAUCUUCGAAAUCCUUAAAACGGUCAUAUCUGGUGAAAUCUCAAACAAGUUUAUUUAAAAAAAAAAUCGGCUUUGGAACUAAAAAAAAAUGUGAGAUUUUCGAAAUCGAACAUUUUUUUUGCCAAUUUUUUUGAAAGGCAUGAAACGUAGAGAUAUGGUGUUAUCUCAAAGCAAAAAUUAUGGAAAAAAAUACUUAGAGAAUUUCAGACCACUUAAUGUGAUAAAAUUUCUCAUCAAAAAGUUAACAUGUAUGCUGGCAACCCGGUACAGUUUGCUCAUAUACGAGAGAGUGCAAGAGAAAUACGAUGCGCAAAGGGAAUUGAGCGAGCCACGUGGUCGAUUUAAAACUCAACACGCGACCCUCUGUCCUCAGACCUUAAGUUUCAGGAAGCAUAACAAUGAAAAGGUAUAUAAAUAUUCAUUGUCUCCCUUUAUGGGCUUCUCUGGACGAGGGGGGGAAAGGUAUAUAAAUAUUCAUGUAACUAAAAAUAGUAUAAAAAAUUCGAAUAUUGACGAAAUAUUUCACGAACACGAAGAUGAUUGAUAAGGCAGGGCCACAUAACCGGAGCAAAAAUGAGCGGCAAAACUGUAAUCGACUCGUUUAUUCAGUUUACUCAAAGCUAGGUUUCUUUGCGUUAGCUAGUUUCGAACGUGCGGAAGCGAGAUCGGACAGCACACGAACUAAACGGACGCGGCGACCGCGCAUUAGACUUUUUUUUCAUUUUGGCUCAGUAACCCGCAAAAAAUAGCCCAAAAAAUAUCCUGGUAGAUGCUUUUAGGCUUAGUAGUUGCUAAAUUUUACCCGUUUUCCUAGAAACUCCAUUCUGAGGAUUAUACAUCAAUAUUAAAAAAUCAAUCAAAACAUUAUUCUUUCUGAAUUAAACAACAGGGAAACGAAUGUAUUUUAGAUACACGAUUUUAGGUCAACAAAACGGGCGUAGAACUUAUCAUAUUUCAUUUUUCUUGAUUUGAAAUCAACUUCAAUACCACAUUAUGACAACUAUUCUAUUCGACGAAAUGACCCUUUCGAUGAAAUGGCACUCGACGAAAUGUCCCUUUCGGUAAAAUGACUUUCGAUGAAACGGCUUUUCGGGAAAUGAUUCUAGCUUAUUCAUGGUGAAACUCAAACUAGUAGGUUUAUUAUUAGUCCAGAAAAGCAACUCAAUUUGGUCGGUCUUAUUUUGUUUUGUGACUGACUUUGGUUGUGUAGAACCAAUCCUCUUCAGCUGUGUGAUGACUAUCAAUAGUAAGCUGUAGCAGCAUAGAAAUUUUUUAAUCAUUUAUUUUUAACCGCGGCUUUAACUUAGUUGGUCGUUCACCGGGGAAAGAAUUUUAAGUGUUAUAAUAGACCAUUAAGGUUUGAUUAUGCGGCGCGAUUGAAAUUGUUCGUGGGCUUUACGUCAGCAGUGUCAAAAACUUUUUACUUUUUUGCAUAGCCCUUUUCGGAACACACUAAAAGUAUUGAUUUACAACUAAGGUUUUUUCUUAUCUUAGAAGGAAAAAUUCCUAAUACAAGCCGUCAAUUUUCCAACCAACGAAACAGAUUUCUUAAAACACUCAGAAUCCCAGAAAAAAAUGUAACUCCUAGAAGUGAUAGGAACUGAAUUGUUCUGUGUGUCAUUCAUGAUAUCAGCACCGUACAUAUUAUAAUUGUGGUCACCUAGCCAACGGGCAGCAGAAGAAAGAAGGGGGGAAGAUGAAGCGAACGAACGAUCCCUCGAAACCAAAAGGAGGACACUAUUUUUUACUAUAGGAAGAAUGGCUGUGUUUCUGUUUUUGUGUUAGGGAACAACACGAGCGAGUGUUGUAGAUAUAUCAACCGGAAAAUAAUGUUUCCUUUUGUGCUCGCUGGUUGCGGAUUAUUGUUUCGCGUGAUUCUGACCUCCCCCCCCCCCCCCCCUUCCCGGCUUGGUAGGGCGUUUAAAUUUAAACUAUUUUUGCCACUAUCAAAUGCUGAUUAGGCAAGUGAAGCGUGUGUGUAAAAUAAAUUGUAAAUAGUGCUAAUGUUUUUUUUCUACUUAUGUAGUACUGCGAAUAAUGCUUUGCUGCUUUGUUAUUUUUGUUUUUCUUUUUUCAUAUUGGGCAAACCAUUUAGUAUAAUUUCUUUCCAGCGAAAGUAGAACGUAGUAAGAUCUCCAAACAAGUAAGCAAAAAAAAAAUAUUCAAAUAAAACAGAAGUGAUCACGGUGUAACUUAAGUAUGUGUGUCUGUCCGUCUUACUGGAAUCGCGGAAAGAGUGCGCCAAUGAUCCGCGAAUUGUGCAAAUAGUGCAAAACGUUUGAUUGGUCUGAACGAGAUUCGAUUCAAGGUUAGGCUUUCAAAUGACGAGUCGUCCCGGGAAGUGGCUUUCCCUGGGGCAGCGUUCUUUUUCGGGUCUACUGUCCGGUUUGCAGGACCGCCGCUCAGGAAAACAGGUACACGUCCGCUGUAAAUAGGCAAAUUAAGAAGAUUUUUUAACUGUACCAUCUAAAAGAUGUGUAAUUUAAACGUGGUUCGGUGUAACAAAAAAUGAAAGUUAUGAAGAAGAAAAAAAUAUCAAUUUAACGGUUCUCUAUUGUAAUAAAAACGAAACUAUUGUCUUGAAGUAUUAAUAUAUUUAACUAAUUUUUAGUUAAGGAAGGAAACAGAAGGGGGGGAUAGAACCCCCCUUGUUCCGUUCUAGUGCAAAUCAAGUUUCAUACAAAGUAUCAUGAUGACGGUUUUCCGUUUCCUCAAAGCAAAA
Molecule: messenger RNA, 16877 nt
Organism: Malaya genurostris
Lineage: Eukaryota; Metazoa; Arthropoda; Insecta; Diptera; Culicidae
Gene: nej
Product: CREB-binding protein
Exons: 15
Coding region: 1728-10286 (2852 amino acids)
Biological process (GO): positive regulation of transcription by RNA polymerase II
Cellular component (GO): transcription regulator complex; nucleus; histone acetyltransferase complex
Molecular function (GO): chromatin DNA binding; protein binding; histone acetyltransferase activity
Source: RefSeq, a predicted model, not a curated record